Molecule: messenger RNA, 1812 nt
Organism: Populus nigra (black poplar)
Lineage: Eukaryota; Viridiplantae; Streptophyta; Magnoliopsida; Malpighiales; Salicaceae
Product: glucan endo-1,3-beta-glucosidase 14-like
Exons: 3
Coding region: 415-1596 (393 amino acids)
Biological process (GO): carbohydrate metabolic process
Cellular component (GO): plasma membrane
Molecular function (GO): hydrolase activity, hydrolyzing O-glycosyl compounds
Source: RefSeq, a predicted model, not a curated record
CCAUGAAAACUCGAACAAAAACCCCUCACUCACUUCUAUAAGAAAAGUCCAUGUGGAAAGGACCGCCAAAACAAAAAACCUUCAACCCUCUUCUGCCUUCAAUUUUUCCUGCAAUUUUCAGACCUGGGUUUGAAGUGUAUAUAUAGAGAAGAUUUAGAUACAAAAACCCCUUUAAAAACUUAGUUAAUAGAUUCAAAAAAAGCUAAUCGAUGGCGAGGAGAAAAAGUUUGAAACUUGACCAUGUGUAGAAGCUAAAAAAGUUAAAAGAAACAAUCUUUUUCUGUCUUAUGGCAUGCGACUACCAGCUGCAUAGAAGAAGAAGAAGAGUUUCAGUUACAUUAAAGGAGUUAAUCCAAAUAGAGAUCUUUGCUUAGUUAUUUCGUUGAUUCUGGUGGGUUGGCUGUGAUCUUUACAAUGAAAAGUCAUCAUCAUCAGUUGCUGUUUAUGUUCUUGGUCUUCUUUGCUCAAAAGAUUGAGCUUCUGACAGCAGAAACAUUCACCGGAACCUAUGGAAUAAACUACGGAAGAAUUGCAGAUAACAUCCCCUCACCAGAUGAAGUUGCUACACUUCUCAGGGCAGCAAAGAUUAAGAAUGUUCGGAUUUAUGAUGCCGAUCACAGUGUCCUCAAGGCGUUUAGUGGCACUGGGCUUCAACUUGUUGUUGGGCUUCCCAAUGGGUUUGUGAAAGAAAUGAGUGCUAACGCUAGCCAUGCCAUGGCUUGGGUUAAAGAAAAUGUGCAAGCAUUCCUUCCCAAGACCAGUGUUUGUGGGAUUGCUGUGGGUAAUGAAAUUUUAGGAGGAGGUGAUUAUGAACUCUGGGAAGCUCUUGUGGGCGCUGUUAAAAAUAUUUACAACGCCGUGGAUAAGCUUGGUUUGGCUGAUGUAGUUCAGAUUACUACAGCACAUUCACAAGCUGUUUUUGAUAAUUCUUACCCUCCCUCUUCGUGUAUAUUCAGAGAGAAUGUUGCUCAAUUCAUGAAGCCACUCUUAGAGUUCUUCUCACAAAUUGGUUCUCCGUUCUGCUUGAAUGCUUACCCUUUCCUAGCUUACAUGAGUGAUCCAGAGAAUAUUGAUAUAAAUUAUGCUCUUUUCCAGAAAACCAAGGGGAUAUAUGAUAUGAAAACAGAUUUACACUAUGAUAACAUGCUUGAUGCUCAGAUUGAUGCAACCUAUGCUGCUCUGGAAGACGCUGGAUUCAAAAAGAUGGAAGUCAUAGUCACAGAGACAGGUUGGGCCUCACUUGGAGAUGCUAAUGAAGCUGCAGCAACAGUUAAUAAUGCAAGAACAUUUAAUUAUAACCUGCGUAAGAGGCUUGCAAAGAAGAAAGGUACUCCACUUAGGCCAAAAAUGGUGGUGAAGGCCUAUAUUUUUGCUAUAUUUAAUGAGAAUUUGAAGUCUGGGCCAACUUCUGAGAGGAACUUUGGACUUUUCAAGCCUGACGGAAGCAUUUCAUAUGAUAUUGGGUUUCAUGGACUUUCAUCUGCAGAAUCGUCACUUUUAUCUCUGAAGGCUGUCCAAUCUCAAGGUUUGACCAAGUCCUACAUAUUGAUAUUGACAAUCUCUGCUGCCGCUUUGAUUCUAUUUCUGAAACAAUAAUGUCGGAACAGUCAUUAUUAUAUUAGAGCGAAACCAGCAUUGAAAGUCAAAAUUUCUAGGUUCGAUACCAUUCAGAUAACACAGUACAAAAAUACAAACUGGUUUCGAUACCAUUCAUGUCACUCAAGAGUACAAGAGAUACGAACAUUGAUUUUGUAAUUUGCAUAAUAUAUUUCCCCAGAAUUGCUGAUUUUUUUAUCUAUUUCAGCAAAUGUA